Toxotes jaculatrix (banded archerfish) is the source of this 1358-nucleotide messenger RNA. RefSeq names its product DND microRNA-mediated repression inhibitor 1 (gene dnd1). The record is from RefSeq and is a predicted model, not a curated record. The coding region runs from base 30 to 1142 and encodes 370 amino acids. Gene Ontology annotation, biological process: negative regulation of miRNA-mediated gene silencing; mRNA stabilization. Gene Ontology annotation, molecular function: mRNA binding. Lineage: Eukaryota; Metazoa; Chordata; Actinopteri; Toxotidae. Gene Ontology annotation, cellular component: cytoplasm; nucleus. The transcript is spliced from 5 exons.
GUGGCGUCACUGUCCGCGCUAACGCGACUAUGGUGGAGAUGAUGGAGAGGAAGCAGAGCCAGGUGCUGAACCUCGAGCGAGUGCAGGCGCUGGAAACCUGGCUGAAAACAACCAAUACAAAACUGGCUCAAGUAAAUGGCCAAAGGAAGUACGGAGGCCCACCUGAAGGGUGGGACGGCCCCGCCCCAGGAGCCCGCUGUGAGGUCUUCAUCAGCCAUAUUCCAAGGGAUGCCUACGAGGACCUGCUCAUCCCCCUGUUCAGCUCUGUGGGCCCACUGUGGGAGUUCAGGCUCAUGAUGAACUUCAGCGGGCAGAACCGCGGCUUCGCAUACGCCAAAUACAGUUCGUCGGCUGUAGCUUCUGACGCGAUCCGCCUGCUGCACGGCCACAUGCUGGAGCCCGGCUUCUGCCUCAGCGUCCGCCGCAGUACAGAGAAGAGACACCUCUGUGUCGGAGACCUGCCAGCCACCACCAGGCAAGAGGACCUACUCCAGGUCCUGCGUGAGCUGGCAGAGGGUGUGGAGAGAGUGUCUCUGAAGGCCGGGCCUGGUAUAGAGGGAGUGUCAGCCAUAGUGGCCUUCUCAUCCCACCACUGUGCUUCUAUGGCCAAGAAGAUGCUGGUGGAAGCGUUCAAGAAGCAUUUUGCGCUGACCGUCUCGGUCAAGUGGCAGUCCACAGCGAAUGUGAACCCGGACGAUCCACUGCCUGCACAGAAACCUCCAGAAGGCCUCCUGGCGCCCCCCCAUUCAAAUUCCCCAGGGCCCUCAGCCCUGCCUCCUCGUCUGGCCGGCCACGCAUCCAUUACCCCGGGUUUCUGCAGGGCAGUGGGAGGACCCGCUACCCCCCCAUACCCUCACCCUCCCUGCUCCUCUUCCUCCAAGGGGCAGCUAGUUUCGGCAGGAUCGCCAGUGAUGCUCCUGCAUAAGGUGUGUGAGGCGACUGGGGUUGGCCAGCCGCUCUAUGAGAUGUACUACAGCCAUGCUGGGCCGGAUGGAUUCCUCUACUUUAGCUACACGGUGUGCAUCCCCAGGUUAACCGCGCCCUUCAAAGGGCUGGUAAUGAUCCUGCCGGGACCCACUGUGACCGCCACGCUGGAGGAAGCUCGGCAGGCUGCAGCCAAACAGGUCCUGCUGAGGGUUUAAGAGAACCAGCUCGCCCGCUGACGACUUAGCGAAUACUGUUUCAGAAUCUGUUAGUUUAGUCUAAGAUGUUAUGUAUCCAAAGAAAAGAUGUUUGAUUUUAAAUGGAGUUUGUUCAUUUCUGCAUGUUUUUAUUAGAGUUGUAGUGGACCCGUUUGUCUCGUUUGAACUUCUGCAGUUUGUUUUAUGCAUGCUUUUCUUUUUGUGUGUUAUUGUUGG